GGGCCGUGCCGGGGCCGUGCCGGGGCCGUGCCGGUGCCCGCGGCAUGGCGGGGCUGCCCGGUGCCGGUGCCACGCGCGCCCGGAGCGCCUCCCCGGGCACCCCCUCGGCCCUGGACGGCACCUUCCUGUGCUCGCCCCUCGGGGGGCUGAUGGGCACCCAGGCCGUGCUGGGUUUGCUGGUGUGGUCUCUCAUCGCCGCCACGACGUACCACCUGCACGCGGCCUACGGCUGGGUGAUGUUCGUGGCGCUCUUCUGCUGGAUACUAACGCUCCUUUUCUUCAUGACUUACCUCCUGCAGCUUCAGCUGAAGUUUUACGUGAUCCCCUGGCCCCUCGUGCUGAUGAUCUUCAACGCCGUGGCCACCGUCCUGUACAUCACCGCCUUCGUCACGUGCGCGGCCGCCGUGCAGCCGACGUCCUGGCGGCAGUGGGAUUACAACCGGAGAGCCGCGGCCUCCUUCUUCGCCUGUGUCACCAUGAUCAUCUACGGGGUGAGCACCUUCUUCAGCUUCCGCGCCUGGAAAGGGCUCGGCAGCAACGCGGCCACCAGCCAAGUGACUGACCAUGCGUAAGGAGGGGACAGCAGAGCCACCCACGGGCCGCCCCGCCGGCUCGUGCCAGGCUCGGUGGCUCGGAGGCCUCGUGUGCCACUGGGGCUGGCUUUGGGAGCAGCCCGUGCUGGCAGCAGCGCUCAGCACUGGGGCACGUGGACGCUGCUCUGCAGUUUCUGAUGAUGCUUCCAGCUGACGUGCCCACGGCACCACCCGGCGUCAUCACCCACGGCCUGGCCGGAGAACACGGACUCGCUGGAGGCUGCGGCUCCUGCUCAGCCCUGAGGGUCACCUGGGCCCUUGCUGGAGCAGCUCCACUGAGGGGGCUCAGCCAACGCUGCACGCUGCGAUACUAAAAUCCACUAAACCAAGCCCAGGCUUCCCCCUCUGCUCAUUCACAGCUACAGAGUAAGUAAUUGCAAUUAACGGGAUGCAGAAACGGUGGCAGAGCUGGAAGGUGGAGGUGAAGCGAAGGAAGGAGUCCUAUAACUGCACUUUGUUGAUUUCUAACAGUUUGAAUACAGAUUUUAUGCUUUAAAUAAAAACGUUCCUAAAUCGA
Messenger RNA from Myiozetetes cayanensis, 1110 nucleotides. It is a transcript of the gene PLLP, whose product is annotated as plasmolipin. Bases 45 to 572 code for a protein of 175 amino acids. The transcript has 4 exons. Gene Ontology annotation, cellular component: membrane. Gene Ontology annotation, biological process: myelination. Lineage: Eukaryota; Metazoa; Chordata; Aves; Passeriformes; Tyrannidae. Gene Ontology annotation, molecular function: structural constituent of myelin sheath. The record is from RefSeq and is a predicted model, not a curated record.